This is a messenger RNA of Ceutorhynchus assimilis (cabbage seed weevil), 1269 nucleotides long. The record is from the annotation of a GenBank genome assembly. NCBI's taxonomy places the organism in Eukaryota, Metazoa, Arthropoda, Insecta, Coleoptera, Curculionidae.
AUGCCCAUAUCCGUUGAGGAAGAUACAGUCAAAGCACAAAACUCUGAUGCCAGCGCAGAGGUAAUUUCAACACCAUUAGUGAGAAAGCCUUCUAGAAUAGUUUCAACGCCAAGUUGCACUGUAAGCAAGACGGUGCUGCAGAAGCUAGUAACCUGCAGACCCUGUCCUGAAGGUGAGGAUAAUUGUGCUAAUAUACAACUGUGCUUUCCCAACGAAGAAAAGUGUCCAAACAUUCAGAGAACAGUCAGAUCAUGCAGUUGCAUCCCUAAUCAAAAUGAGGCUUGCUUUACUCUACCUCUACCCAGAGAAGUUGCUAACUAUUAUAACCGAGCACACAUGAAAAACCGAACUUGCUAUCAUAAACCAUGUCCCAACCGACCACAAUGCCAAAACCCUUGUUGUGCCGCUCCGAAACCAAAAUUAACGAUGCGGACUUGUAUGAACCAAAGUUUUUAUGAAGAUUGCCGAACCCCACCACGAUGCACUCAAUCUCCAUGUCCUCCCCAAGCCUGUACCUGCCAACCGUGCAGAUAUUCUCAGAAUGAAUCUUGUCCAAGAGCCCAUCAAUGCAGUUCAACUCCAAAAUGUAAUUGUUCCAGACCAGCUCCAGUUCAAUGGGGUCCACCCUCUCAACGAUGUCCUCCAAAACCUAAAGGUUGUCCUCUGAAAACUCAGUAUUGUCCUCCGAAAACUCAAUGUUGGCCUCCUAAACCACAAUAUCGCUCACCAAAACCACAAGCCUGUAGCUGUAAUUGCAAAGCGCCUCCAGAUUGCUGUUCAUCAGGUCCAAAAUAUUGCGUAUGUGGAAGACGCAACCCAUGCAAUUGUAAAAUGUCAGAAAUUAAAGCUUUGUGUACUAUUUGUUGUAAAAGAUGUAAUAAGAGGGUAGGUAUAUCGUAUAUUGAAAGGAAAGUAAUACAAAAAUACAAACAUUUAACAAGUGUUUACGCAGCUGAAAAGAUUCAAGUAACUGCAGGAGCUUACCACACCAAUUGUUUCACCUGUUACUGUUGUAAGAAAUAUUUAGACGUUAAAACGCUUUAUGAAGGAUGCGGAGAAAUUUAUUGUAAACGUACAAUGCUACAACCAUUUCUUCAACAUUCAAUACUAUGGGUUUUGAAGAGUUUAACAAACUUGGAGAAAAUAAAUAAUUUAAGUUUGGAUGAACGAGAAUACUUGGCAUCACAGUCGCUCGCGCACACGUGGAAUUUGCUUAUUGGUGAAGCUAUCAUAAAUCGUCCCGUAGCACGUCAUGUCCAAUUUUCCUAG